This is a messenger RNA of Monomorium pharaonis (pharaoh ant), 2281 nucleotides long. RefSeq lists its product as uncharacterized. The record is from RefSeq and is a predicted model, not a curated record. Lineage: Eukaryota; Metazoa; Arthropoda; Insecta; Hymenoptera; Formicidae. The coding region runs from base 1194 to 1577 and encodes 127 amino acids. The transcript has 3 exons.
UAUUUUGUACAUAUAAAACAAAAAAUAAUAAAAUUACAUAUUUUUUCAAAAUAUUAAGAACGCAUCUAUCUUAUCGCUUUAAUCAAUAUUUUGAAAUCUUAAGAUGGAUGUGAAUAACAGUUUUACAUCUUAACUCAAGUAAUUUUAAUUAAUUUCUAAUAAAACGAUGCUAUCGUGUUUCAAAGCAUAAAUCUUUAUCUUGAAUAUCCUUAUAUCUCUCAUAGCUCUUAAUAAGAUUUGAUCAAGUAAAGAUAUUGUAAAUUUCGAACGACCUUAGUGCCGAAACUUUUCAACCGUGAAAUACUGCUCUUCUCACUCUUUCAAACUUUCAUCUAGAGAAGCAAUUAUGCAUAGAAAUUUCAUAAGCGCACAAUUACGUUACGAAGUUGCGGACAUCUUCCGCUUAUCUAGAUUGCGUCUCUUGAAAUCUUAAUUCUUCGAGCCAAGAAGUCCCACCACCGCGAAACUCCUCCGUUUGUUCUCUCAAGAAUUGAGUCGCAUCAUUAACCGCUUACAAAUCACAAUUGCAGAGCUUAGAUCAUAAUUAUAAAAUACAAAUAUGCAAUUAUGCCUAAUUUUAACUACAGUUAACAAGGGAUUUAGCAUCCAACGUAUGGUUCAAGGGUCGUGGUAAAAAUUUGCGUAAAGAAAAAACGGCACCGCUUGAACGGCAAUCGCGCGGUCUCCGUCGCGGAUCGCUGGAGGACUCUUUCCUUUCCAUUCCUCUCAUCGCGCCGGGAGUCGAUUACAUAAAAUCGAUACCUACUGGGGCUAGAAUUAACUGCGCGGGUCACCGUCGUCGGUGAGCUUUCCACCUAUUCCCGACGAUUUCGAAGAAUCGCGCAAUUUCGUCACCCACUUACGUGCAACACCGCGCUUGGCCGGGGGGGUUGCGUAACUUCGGCAAUGAAACUCGGCGAACUAUCUCGACGUUUUGAAAUGGCCUACACAUGCACGUUCGCGAGCGUAACCGGCCGGUUUUCCCAUACCCACGUACAAACCACGGACUACACGCCGCGUCCACGCGAAUCCACGCCACGCCAUGGAGCACGAAUUGUAAACAUCCGCUCAUGGUGCAUAAUAUUCACAUAAAAUUUGCGCAACGCUGCGCGGCCACUGUUGUAUAAAAUAGACGCCCAUGAGAAGAUGCUUUCAGUAGAGUCGACUGGAGCCGUCCGAGAAGUGAAUUCAUUAUGAGUUACUAUUUGUACUUCUCUCUGUUGGUGAUCGCCGUUUGCGAGGCGGGCAUAAUAACAAACGUGGAUCACUCGCACCACGCGGUUUAUCACGGUCAUGGAGCUACCAGUUAUCAAAACGUGCAACUUGACAAUCACGAUACUAUAGUGGUGCCCACGAACUACGGAGACCCUGCGGAGAUUCACGAGUCUUUGGAACACCAUCACGAGCCAAUUAUUCCAAUCGUGGAGUCUCACAAUGACGUAGAUCACAUCGUGUCCCAUUCCGCUCCAUACGAAGAACUUACUAUCGCUGACUUUAAACUUAAAUCCGACGUACUCGAGCAUUACAUCGAUCACGAUCACGAUCAUGAUCACGAUCAUUAUAAUCUUCAUCUAUAAAAAAAAUAAUUUAGAAAAUACUGUAGUUGAAUAAUUAAAACGCAAUCUUUUUUGUAUAAUUAAUUUAGAUAAUUCAUUCAAAAUUAAGUAAAAAUUUUUCAGACUUGAGUAACUGCAAAGCUUAUUUAAUUAAUUCAAAAAAGUUAAUCAAUAUAAAAAUUUAUUCUGUGUUUAAAAAUUUUUAAUAUUUGUUGUAGCAUAAUUUUUAUAUCGUAUCGUAAUUUUUGUCGACGUACAGAGAUAUGUUCUUGUGAACAUGAUUAUCCAUAAAAUAUACAUAAAUAACGUGUAAACGUGAUUGGCGUAUUUUUUUUUUAUUUCCUUUAUAUCCAAUAUAGAUAUAUAUGUAUAGGAUGAUAUAAUAAUUUAUGUAAAUAACAUUAUGUUAUAAUGAAAACAACAACGUGGUAAUCAUUAUACUAGGCUCUCGUUUGAAAUUUAUUUACAAUCCUAUAUGACCAUUCAUGUAAGGGCCGUGUAAGAGGCGCUUCCUUCGAUCUGCAGAUUACAGCCCGCAGCUGUAAGUUACGCGCAGUCUGGAGAUUCAAACGCUCUAUAUAAUACUCUAGUCAUUAUCAGCAGUCACGACAAUUAUAAACGGCUAGGUCCGACCGUGAGAGCGUCUCUCAACUUAAGGUAUGUAUGGUCUAGGAAUUAUCACGGUAACAGAGAAAUUUUCCCCUCGGCAUUAGGCAUUGAUUCAC